AUGUAUAAAACAUCAAAUAUUGCCGCCAAUCAAACGGAUACAAAACCAAAGGCCAAACGCAAAAGGAUGACAGAGAACAAAUCUACUUCAAUGUCCGGGGGCCAAGCCUACCACACUUCCCCGUGCAGCACUGACAUGCUGAACCCCGUCAAAUCGAACAUGAUGCCACCGAGCGCGUUUAAUUUCGGUACCAGUACAAAUAUGGCCCUCGGGGGCGCGCUUUACGGGGACAACGGCGCGUUCUCUAUCGAGGACUUCCGCAACAGCACGAAUCAACUGAUGGCCGCGAAUUAUAUGGCGGCGGCCGUAGCGCACCAACACCAGCAGCAGCAGCAGAGGAGCGGCGCCGAGGCCAGCGCCGAGAAGCUGGUGAAGCCUGCACACCAGGGCUCGGGCCACGGCGGCGGUUCGUUUCCGUUCAUCGGCGGGCACGGGCAGGUGCGCGCCGGCUACCCGUUCGUGGGCGCGGACCCCUCCUCGCCCCUCUACCAGCAGUACCUGCAGCGCCACCAGGAGGAGCUGCUGCGCCAGACGGGCGCGCAGAUCAUGAGCCUCUACUCGCCCGCAUACCCGGCCGCCCUCGGCGUGCGCCCGCCGCCCUACGACGCCAUCAACCGCCACACGUGGCUC
Iphiclides podalirius (scarce swallowtail) is the source of this 630-nucleotide messenger RNA. The record is from the annotation of a GenBank genome assembly. NCBI's taxonomy places the organism in Eukaryota, Metazoa, Arthropoda, Insecta, Lepidoptera, Papilionidae.